UGUUAAUCCCUCUACUUCUCUCUCUCCACCCAUCUUUUUCUUUCACUCUCUUCCCACCCCUAAAACACACAUUGAUGUAUGUAUAUAUCUAUAUAAGCAUAAUACAUGUGUGUAUGAUAUAGAUAUACACAUGUUUAUAUUUCAUUCCCCCUUUUCUUUUAUUUUAAUUCUUUUUUCCCCUCCAAUCUCGACCGUUCAGUCGUUGCAACAAAGUAUUAUUUAUUAUAAUUGAGUGGUUAUGUCGGGAAAAAGAACGUGUUGUUGGCCAGAGAAGAAGUGUGUUGGAAGAUUUAUAACACGAUAACAAAUUAUAAAUAUAGACAGAUCGGGUGAAUCUGUUAUUUUACUUGACGACGCAAAUAUUUUUAGGUCAAACAUAUUUUGUGUGGAUUUACCGCUUUUAUAACUUUAAUAUUUCGAAUAAUGGAAAUGUUUUGAAUAAAUGUCCCAGCGAGGUCGACUUUGUCUUCCUAUGUACCAGUAAUAUACUAUUAUUUUACUUGAAAAACAUUGACUUUAUGUCAAAUGAAAACUAUACAAAAAUGAGUGGCCAUAUAUGAACUAGAUUACACUCUUGUAGUGGACAGGAACAAUGAAUUGAACCAGCUCCACUAUAUAAUAACUGUCUGUUUAGCUUAGAGAGCGCAAACGGGAGUUGACAGAACGAUGGCCUUAUUAUAACUGGAUACAGUCUUGUAAAGUACACCGUAUAUGGGGAAGUAACUGCUUGCUGACUACAGUGCCAUCUAUAUUUCGCGCCAUAAUUCAAGUAGCCAUGGCGUCAACGAAACAGGAAAGUCGGAGUCACGACCAAGUGACCCAGCCUGGAAGAGCAAAACGAGAGAAAUCAGAUAAGUUUGGUCGACUGGCCGCCUUUGCCAAAUUGAAAAAGAGUAAAGAGGCUGGUGAAAAAAACAAAUAUGAGCUCUCUGAAGAUAAAGCCAUCUACGAUGUUGUUGAUGAAGAUGACUACUCUGAAAUAGUCCGGCAACGACAGGAAGAAGACUGGAUCAUCGAUGACACUGGAAUUGGUUAUGUUGAAGAUGGUCGUGAAAUAUUUGACGAUGAUCUCAAUGAUGAUAAAUUCCUUCAAGAUUCCAAAAGCAAAGGAAAUUCCAAGAAAAAGAAGAACCCCAACAUCCACCACCCAGACAGGAAACCGAAACAGAACAUUCGCAACAUGUUUAUAUCAGCCGGGACUACCAAAAAAAAGGAGAAAGAUGUGAGUGUUGAAAAAGAUGAUAUUUUGUCUGACAUUAUGGGCCAAAUCCACCAACCUGCUACCAACAUUCUUCUGGGAUCAGCCAAAAAAUCAAGUUCAAGAAAGAAGUCUGCCAACAACCCCUUCAGUGUCAGCACUGUCACCCCAACUAAACCAAAAGCCAAGCAUUCAUUAAAACCCCGAAAUAUCAUUUCUGAUGAGGAUUGUCUACCAAUUCCAAAGAAACCACGUACAGAAUCCUUUUCACCUGAACCUUACAAACAUGAGGCAGUUGGUGAAAUUUGUGAAAACGCUGCUGCAGUUAGCAUCAAUUCUGAAGAACCACAGGAAGCUAGUGAAGACUGGACUGAAGAAAAGGAAAAUGAGACCCUUGAUAAAACUGAAAUGGAUUUAAGUGGAAUUGAUUUUGAUGACGAGGAGGAAAUGUCUGUGAAGCCUGUGCUACAGUUACCGAAGAAAAAUGAGAUUCCUGACAUUGAAAGUGGAUGGUCAUUGGUAAAUGAAACUAAGACAGAAAAUGUAAAUGAUUCAGUAUCUAUGGAGAUAGAUAGUUCUCAGCUGCCAUUGACAACAGAUGAAAAUGGAGACCAGAUACUUCGUUUCUAUUGGCUCGAUGCCUAUGAAGAUAUUUUUAACAAAAAAGGUGUGGUUUACCUUUUUGGUAAAGUCUGGUAUGAGAGUGCAAAGAGUUAUGUCAGCUGUUGUGUUGCAGUAAAGAACAUAGAACGAAGAAUUCGUAUUCUACCAAGACCUACGCGAGUGAAUCUGAAAACUGGAAUAGCGACAACUGAACCAAUCACACUGUCUGCGGUUUAUGAGGAAUUCAACGAAAAAGUUGCGGAAAAAUACAGAAUCACAACGUACAAGUCAAAGAAAGUCAGCUGCAAAUAUGCCUUUGAAAUGGAAGAUGUUCCGAUCAGGUCUGAUUAUCUUGAAGUCCGAUACUCGUUUGAUUUACCAAUGUUGUAUAAAGACAUAAAAGGAGAAACAUUCAGCCAUAUUUUCGGAACCAAUACUUCUGGGCUUGAAAUACUUUUACUGGACCGUCACAUGAAGGGUCCAUGUUGGCUAAAUUUGAAGUCCCCUCAAGUUUCAAGACCUCCUGUCAGCUGGUGUAAAUGUGAGGCCUUUGUGAAAAACAUGCAGGAUAUUUCUAUUAACAAAGAGAAACUUGCAAUUCCACCUUUAGUGGUGAUGUCAUUGAAUUUAAGAACUUUACCAAACCCCAAGACUCGAGAGAAUGAGAUAAUAGCUGCAGCUUAUUUGGUACAGAAAUCCUUAGGAAUUGACAAACCUGCCCCAAAGACUCAAUUCUUCAAUGAACACCAAUGUGUAAUCUGUCAACCAGCCAAUUGCAUCUUUCCAUUUGAGUUUCGUGGUAAACUACAAAAAACACGAAAGGAUCUAAAAGUGGAGGUGGUUCCAACUGAAAGAGCUGUUCUUGGAUUCCUUUUGGCAAGGAUUCAUAAAGUAGAUCCUGAUGUCAUUGUUGGUCAUGACAUUGUUGGCUUUGAUCUGGACAUCAUGUUACAUCGCAUCAGUGUUAACAAAAUUGCUCAUUGGUCCAAGAUUGGACGCCUGAAACGGUCAAUAAUGCCAAAAUAUUCUGGUGCAAAGCAAUAUUCAUCCUGCGGCCGACUCCUUUGUGACACUAAGGUGUCUUCCAGGGAACUCGUUAGGUUGAAGAGUUACGAUCUUACAGAGCUUGGAUUGCAAAUCUUGAAAAUAAAACGCAUUUCUGUGGAUCAAGACCAUAUUCGAGACAUGUACAGCACCUUUGAUCAUCUGGUAAAGCUUAUUGAAUUUACUUUGAUGGAUGCUUCUUAUAUCCUGCGUAUUAUGUAUGAAUUGAACAUUCUUCCUCUGGCGUUGCAGAUAACAAGUAUUUGUGGAAAUGUCCUGUCCCGCACUCUUCUGGGUGGCCGUUCUGAGAGAAAUGAAUAUCUUCUGUUACAUGCUUUUACUGAGAAAGAUUUCCUUGUUCCAGAUAAACAGUUUAAGAAGAAAUUCUCUGCGCCUGAAUUUGAAGAAGAAGAAGAGGUUGCCAUAGAUAAGAAAUCUUCAUCUCGUAAAAAACCUGCCUAUACUGGUGGCCUUGUUCUGGAACCGAAGAGAGGUUUCUAUGAUAAACAUAUUUUGCUGCUUGAUUUCAACAGUCUGUAUCCGUCGAUUAUCCAGGAAUAUAAUAUUUGUUUUACCACAGUCUCUCACAAAGCAUCUUCUAGUUAUGCUGGUGAAGAUAGAAAUGUAGACCUGCCAGAACCUGGCUUGGAAGCUGGGAUUUUGCCAACAGAAAUUCGAAAACUUGUUGAAAGUAGACAGCAGGUGAAAAGCUUAAUGAAAAGUCCCAACCUCACUUCGGAACAGAUGAUGCAAUAUGAUAUUCGCCAAAAAGCUUUGAAGUUAACAGCAAAUAGUAUGUAUGGGUGUUUGGGAUUUAGUUCUUCCAGAUUUUAUGCGAAACCCCUUGCAGCCUUAGUUACAGAAAAAGGAAGAGAGAUUCUGAUGAAAACCAAAAACUCUGUUGAAAAGAUGAAUUUUGAAGUUAUAUAUGGUGACACUGAUUCUAUUAUGGUUAAAACAAAUUCUUCAGAUUAUAAUGAAUCCUACAAAAUGGGGAACGUGAUCAAGACUGAAAUCAAUAAAUUAUUUCGACUACUUGAGAUCGAUAUUGAUGGCAUAUUUAAAUCAAUGUUACUUUUGAAAAAGAAGAAGUAUGCUGCGAUAAAUCUUCAGAAGAAUUCUGAUGGUAAAAUAAUUGAGAUAAAAGAAUUGAAAGGUCUCGAUAUUGUCCGGCGUGAUUGGUGUGAUUUGGCGAAAGAGACUGGAAAUUUUGCUGUAACAGAAAUCUUAUCAGGCAAGCCCCAAGAUACAAUUCUUGAAAAUAUUCACAUGGAACUGUCCAAAAUCAGUGAAAAAGUCAACAAAAAUGAGUAUCGGAUUGAAAUGUUUAUUAUUACAAAGCAACUCACUAAAAACCCAGAAGAUUAUCCAGACAAAAAAAGCCAAUCGCACGUUCAGGUGGCCAUUCGAAUGAAUAGUAAAGGUGGGAAGAAACUGAGAGCAGGUGACACUGUCCCAUACGUCAUCUGCCAGGACAAUUCCAAUGCUUCCUAUCAACAGAGGGUUUAUCAUCCGGAAGAAUUACUGAAAAAUGACAAAUUAUCUCUUGACACCCAGUAUUAUCUGGCUCACCAAAUCCACCCUGUCAUCACCCGUCUCUGUGACCCAAUUGAAGGAACCGAUGCUGCUCAGAUUGCUCAAUGUCUUGGAUUGAACCCAGAAAACUAUCGACGAACAGUUUAUCAAGAAGAGGAGGCUGAUGACCCAUUGCUUGGAUUGAAGUCGUCAGCUGAAGAACGUUACAAAGAUUGUGAGAAAUUUGUGGUGAAAUGUCCUGGCUGUGACACUUCCUUUACAUUCGGUGAUAAAGAUUUCAGUUUUGACCACUGCCCCACUGAAUCCUGUAAUACAGCACCGAAUUCCUAUGUCAACCAAAUAAACAAUCAGCUCCUCUUUAACAUCAGAAAACACGUCAAAGAGUAUUAUAAAGGUUACAUGAAAUGUGAUGAUAGUGUUUGUGCUGCUACUGUCAGAAAGAUGCCUUUAGCUUUUAAUCGUGGUCAUCCAAUUUGUCCUGUCUGCUCUCAAGGAAUUCUUCGGUCUCAAUAUACAGACACAGUCUUGUACAACCAGCUUUGUUAUUACAAAAGUCUUUUUGAACCCAAGUCUUCCCAGACGCCAGGCAUGCCACACUCUCCUGAAUGGACAGCCAUGCAAAGAAUUCUUUCCCAAACUGUCCAACAUUAUUUGUCCAAGAGUGCCUAUUCUGUGGUCAGCCUCACCAAAAUAUUCAGGCAGCAAUGAAUGAUUGUUACUCCUUCUCCCAGAUUUUGUAUUUUAUUCCUUCAUUACGUUAUUGAAGGGCCGUUCCAUCUGUGUCAAGGGUCCAUCCACCCAUCCACACCCACCCACACAAAUAAAUAUACCCAUGUAAUCAUAUUUCUUGUGUAAAUUCAAUAUUCUGUAAAUAUAUAAUAUUAUGUACAUCUAAAUAUAUUCUCUCUCUCUCUCUCUCUCUCUUUCUGCAUGUGUAUGGUGCACCAGCAUGACCGCAGCCACUUGGCUGAAACCCAUAAACAAAUAAAUAUAUAUAUAUACACAUAUAUAUAUAUAUACACACACACACACACACACACACCCACAUACACUGAAAUAUUCUCUUGAUACUUGCAUUAAAGCUGUAUCAUUGUUUCCCAAUUAUUGUUUAUCAACAUAAAAUUACCGAAAAUAUUUCUUUAAAGUUUUUCUUUCGUUCAUUUUCCAUUUUUAUAAGAUUCCCCCUCCUUCAGUUUUAAUUCCUCCAUUCCUUACUGGUUUGUUAAACCAAUUCUCCAAAUGAGGGCUUACAUUAAACUUCUAUAACUCAUCUGUUUUUUUUUUUUAAUGCUUUCCCCUGCCCACACACACAUACAUGCGCAAUAGGGAGGACAUCUAACCAUAGAAACUAAAUCCAGACUGGAAUAUAUGAGUGAGACAUGGUCUGCAACCUCUCCAAGAGGGCAGGAAUCUCAAAUAAGAUUUUGGUCUCUGGUGUUCCAUCCAAACAUUGUCAGCAUGUACAACACACACAAACUCACAAGGUCAUGUAGUGUAAACAAAUUUAUUUUAUACAAAUAUGAUGAUAAAAUUAAUGAAAAAAUAAAAUAUUUAUUUUCAUUCA
Messenger RNA from Octopus bimaculoides (California two-spot octopus), 5945 nucleotides. RefSeq names its product DNA polymerase alpha catalytic subunit. Gene Ontology annotation, molecular function: DNA replication origin binding; chromatin binding; nucleotide binding. The record is from RefSeq and is a predicted model, not a curated record. Lineage: Eukaryota; Metazoa; Mollusca; Cephalopoda; Octopoda; Octopodidae. Gene Ontology annotation, biological process: leading strand elongation; lagging strand elongation; DNA replication. Gene Ontology annotation, cellular component: alpha DNA polymerase:primase complex.